AUGCAGGCGUAUGGUAUUAUGGAUGAUGCUUUGGAUAUCAACAAAUUGGUCGUGGAGCUGUCGGAUCUCGAAGUCGCGCUCCUUCUUUGUUUUGCGGUGCGCGAGCAUUGUCGUAUCGAUACCACGGCGGAUAACAUCCAUGACGUUGCCAAAGAGCUGGCACUGAUAUGCACCAACACGUUCAAUCGUACCUAUGCGAUCCUCGAUUGCUUUGAAACCACGUCGUUUGAUGAGUUCUGCACCUACAUAAUUCCAGCAAACGCUCGCAGAAGACCAGCUACAACUAGAACCGCAGUCGAGCACAAGGUGGUCGAUGUUGUGAUAGCCAAGAAUUUUAAUCAUAUCCAUGAGAGUCUUCAAGCUGAGGUGCUUGAGUUGAUGCGCUCAAAGAAGCUCGUUCUCAGAGAUACGGUGCUCCAGGCUCCAACAGAUUUUAUCUUCGUUCCGCUCCUAGUACGCGAUUCUGAACAGGAUCAACUGAGAUUGAAUCCUCAUCUGAAUGACCAUUUUAUAAUUUCUCAUUUUCACGACUCGGGAGACGGCUACGUGUAUCUAGAGGAUAACGAUGGCUGGCUUUCGGACAGCCAGAUGUCAGCUUCGUCCGUUGUGCGCAAGUCAGAUGCACCCCUGAAGAAGAAUCAACCAAGUAUCGACCAAAAAACUCUGGACAAAGUAGAACGAAGCAGCAACUGUGUUAUAGCGGGCGCUGAUAUCUGUCGCUAUCAGCAGGAUAUUGUUGUAUUUCUUCGUCUCAGCCGUGCAGUUGCAGGGGGUGUAUCUGUCCGUGCUACUGUUCAUUUCAGAGUUAUUUCAAGACUUCUUGCCACAUUACAUGGAAUCGAUUAUCUCACCCCGUCUAUAGUAGCCUUGGCUGCAAAGAAGGUCUUUCGGCAUCGAAUUGUUGUGGCCAAGCCGGAAGAUGACCGCAGCUUGCAGUAUGGAAGUGAUCUGAAGGCUGUUUCUCAAGUUCUUGCUUAUGCUACUCCAGAUACUAUCUUGGAAAGUGUACUCACUCUUGAGACUCCUGUCUGA
Messenger RNA from Aspergillus tanneri, 1032 nucleotides. RefSeq lists its product as uncharacterized. The record is from RefSeq and is a predicted model, not a curated record. The transcript has 6 exons. Bases 1 to 1032 code for a protein of 343 amino acids. NCBI's taxonomy places the organism in Eukaryota, Fungi, Ascomycota, Eurotiomycetes, Eurotiales, Aspergillaceae.